Molecule: messenger RNA, 3316 nt
Organism: Daphnia carinata
Lineage: Eukaryota; Metazoa; Arthropoda; Branchiopoda; Diplostraca; Daphniidae
Exons: 13
Coding region: 136-2949 (937 amino acids)
Biological process (GO): regulation of DNA-templated transcription
Molecular function (GO): RNA polymerase II cis-regulatory region sequence-specific DNA binding; DNA-binding transcription factor activity, RNA polymerase II-specific
Source: RefSeq, a predicted model, not a curated record
GCUGUCUAUUCCACAUGACGAGGAUACACGGCAGAAAAAUAGUUACAACCUCGAUUGGCGCGAAAAGGAAAUUCUUUUGGAUCAUUCAAUAGUUAUCCACCCAAUGAUUUCAGAAUUUUGACGUGUAAAAAUAGGAUGGUUGUUACGUGCUACGUCGAAGGAUGCAAUUCUGGGUAUGAGAGCUAUGAAAAGAUAUACUUUUUCAAGCCAAAGGAUGAGAAGGUUUUAAUUGAAUGGCAAAAACUGAUUGGCAAACAGAAUGUCAAACUGAAAAAAAAUCAUUCUGUUUGCCACAAACAUUUUGAAGAUGCUGACAUUAUCAAGCAGAAAAUAUUUGAUGGCAAAGAUGGGCCAAUAGUAGUUUAUGAUUUACGUCGUUGGAAGCUCAUUGAUGGAGCUCUGCCAAAACUUCAUACUGGAAAACCUGUGCAAAAUAGGUUGUCUGUUCCUAACGUCGGAGAACUUAGUGUUCUCUGUGAAAUAGCAAAUGCUGUUCAACCAGGUUAUCACACAUUAACCACCCACAGAAUUCCAGAACAACAUAUUAUAAAUCCUAAAGAAAUUUACCUACCUGUAUCAUGGUUUUGGCAAGAAGGCAGUCCAGUGGAAGAGGAAUUUAUUUGCUCAAGAUUUAAAUGGCUGAACGAAAACAAGUUCGAAUACACGAAGACAAUCAUUAUCCACCAAAAUAGCAAAACUAUUCGCUACUUCGUCCGGGGCCAGCAAGUUUUCCAUGAAAAUUUCAACUCUCAAUUCGAAUCGCUGGAGGACCUUACGGCGUGUGUAAAAACUUUUGACAAUGCACAAAACAACGUCAACUCCAACUUCUCCAUCACGACAAGCGAUACUAUACCAAAAUCAAUUUGUGCUGCCAUAGAUAGACAAGAUGUUGUUCAAUUCGUUGUCGAAAAAAAUAUCCAGAAAAGGCCUUCAUAUCCCUCAAAGAAAACUGACGGUAACGCGCGGCAUCAGUCUUCAGUGAAAUUUAAAUUGCCUAUCCAGCAUUCAAAUCGAAAUGUCAGUGAAGAUGACGGUGAUCCCAAAUUUACUAGCAUGUUUACAGACCACACAUAUGGUGUGGGUACUGACAAACCCAUCACGCCGGUAAAAUUAGCUUGCGAAACCCUGUGUGAAAGGAAUUCAUCAGUUGCCGAUACGAAAAUCCCUAAUGAUGACUGGACCAUACGACCUGCUGAUGAUAGAGCGGCCUUCACGUUGCAAUACCCUCAUGAAUUUUUUAGCACUAGCGUUUCCAAGUCGAAAGAACUUGAACGAAGGCUUGUUAAACAUCCCAUUUCCUGUGAAUACAAGAACUCGGCUUACAGUUUGGUUUCGUACCAUUUGGAAACAUGGUGUCUUGGGGUUUAUUCACCUUUCAAAUUGGAUGAUAUUACUUCCACUGGCAUUGUGAAACAUAAAAUUCGCCCGAAAGUCAUCGGAAAAACUAUUGCAAAGGAUGGCAUCGAUUUACAUCAGCCGUCUUUCCUGGUUGCGCAACCAGUGCACUUCUACCGUCGCAGCAAAGCCCUAUGUCCUAGUGUUUCAAAGCAAACCAGAAAAUCGGCACCGGAGCUAGUCCAAAUUGAAAAUAUGAAACCUCACAAGGGAAAAAUUCACGUUACCUUAAAUGGAGAACCGCCUGCUCAACUUUCCCUAUCUGACCUCUUUUGCGAGGAUAGUAAUUCCUGUGAGCAUUUUCGACAUGAAGGACCAAACGUCCGAAAGAAUCUCUUCUUUUCGGAGAUUUGCGCAAACAGUCUAUCAGCGAACACAGAAAAAGAUAAGGACGAAAGUGACCUUAAACUGGCGAAGAUCUUGCUAGAGAAAGAAGCCUAUCGAAAGAAAAUGCUACAAAAAAAAUUUCGUAGGUUUUCUGUCAAACUUUACAAGAGCAAAAACAUGGCACGUUCCAUUUUGAUGGCGGCCAAAGAAUUUGAAGUGAAAAGACGCGAAUUCGGCAUAUCAAACAAAACAAAACGGCCGUCAAUCGCGAAGAAAGCUGGCCCACAAACACAGUGCAACCAGUGCGGCAAAAUGAUUCUAGUAGCUCGAAUGAAAUUCCAUCUUAAAGUUCACAGUGGUGUGAAGUCACACUUAUGUGAACUAUGUGGCCGGGCAUUUGCACUUAGGAAUAGCCUUAACUCGCAUAUUCGAUUCCAUCAUCGUGGACAGGCACGACCUAAACAUUUCAUGUGUAGCACAUGUGGUUAUACUUGUAGGUCGAAAAAUCACUUGGAAAAACAUGAAAGGAUCCAUACCAACGAAAGGCCGUUUGAUUGCAAAUACUGUGACAAGAAAUUUCGGGAAAAGGGAACGCUCGUCCGCCAUAUCCGUACCCAUACUGGUGAAAAACCAUACGCGUGCAACAUUUGUGGAACGUCGUACGCUGCCAGGCAAACGUACGUCAGCCACUACAGGAGAAAACAUGAAAAAAGGGAACCAGGAAACGAACGGUUACCUCGGCGCGCUAACGGUCCCACUUACAGUUGCGAAUUUUGUCAAAAAACGUUUUACAGGCUUUUGACAUACGAAAGACAUCGCAGCACUCACACAGGAGUUGCCGCUGCCAUCCGUUGUCGGGUAUCCGGCUGUAUUUUCACGUAUUCGGAUUUGGGACAACUAAAGAAUCAUAUGUUGGCAGAGCAUCCUGAGAAAGCAUAUGUCUGUAAAGUGUGCAAGAAAAUUUUUCUAACAAAGUUGAAUCUGACUCUACAUCAGUCCGUUCAUGAUCCUUCGCGUGGUUUCCAGUGCUCUUUUUGUCCUACGAGAUUGACGGCAAAGGAAAGCUUAGUUGCACACGAAAAGCUUCAUACUCGUGAAACGCCGCAUGAAUGUUCGUUCUGUGAAAUGCGUUUCCAUAGCACGUAUCUGUUGCAGAUUCACGUGCGCACACAUCAGCCCAAUCAUCUCAAAAGGAAACGUCGAAGAAAAAAUCCUGUUGAUAAGUGAAUCAUCGAUUACUUGAUGUUGAUAUUUUAGCUUUGCUCCAUAGAAAGAGUAUUAAGAAUCACGACUUGUGGACCCACCCCUCCAAUCUAAGAACUUCGUUCAGCUUUCGUUAUUCAAAUGUCUUUCGCAGAGUUUUUUUUAUUUUUCUUUUAUUUUAUAAUUACUAUCGUCUCUGCUCAGGGAAUACCUCCCUUGAAGACAAAGCGCCGUAUAGCAAAUGUACGAAGUUUGAUUUACAGUUAUGUAAUGAGUAUAUUACGUUUCAUCUCUAAAAGUUGUUGAGUUCCUUGAAAUGCCACAUGUUUCCGUUUGGAGCUAGGAGAUGGCGUAGCAGAAUUGCCAGUCUUGGCCAACUUAUAACCAUGAG